Molecule: messenger RNA, 1530 nt
Organism: Megalops cyprinoides (Indo-Pacific tarpon)
Lineage: Eukaryota; Metazoa; Chordata; Actinopteri; Elopiformes; Megalopidae
Product: coiled-coil domain-containing protein 112
Exons: 10
Coding region: 1-1503 (500 amino acids)
Source: RefSeq, a predicted model, not a curated record
AUGGCUGCCCUAGCAACCACGGCGUCUGCGGAAACACUGCCGGAGAAUGAAGAUGACUUCAGGAUUGCCACCCACCAUCAAAACCUUAACAGGAGGGAGAAAGCUGCCCAGACAAAAAAGUCAGAGUUCCUUCGAAAUGUGGAGAAACUGAGAAAACAAGUUGACAAACUUGAAAAAGAGAAGGCCCUGAGUAAUCAGAGCAAGAAUUUCUUCAGAGAUGACUCUGGAACUUUGGAAGAAUUUGAUAACAGACUCAAGGAUGACCGUAAGACAGAUCUAAUGAAACUGCAGCAGCAGCUGAGGAAGCUCAACAAUGGUGUGAACAGAUUCCAGAGACAGCUCAUGGAUGUGAAGCCGACCCCAGAAUUAAUUGAGAAACUGAGAGACAUAAUGACCGAGGUCGAGAAUUCCAUCAGCACUUUCAAAGAAGAUCAGCGUCAAAGUUUUGAGGAGCUGCUGAAGGAGGAGAAGACCUACUGGCAGGAGAUAUGUGCCUUUGAAAAGAAGAUCGGGAUGUGGUCCUCGGCCGCGGCCGUGUCCGCGGUGCCGAAGGCGCCCCCAGCCCCCCUGGCCAAAGCGGGCCUGGCGGGAGCCCCGGACGGAGAGCUGCCCCCAGAGGUGACGGAGCUGGAGAGGUUCCUUCAGCGCACGGGGGGCAGGCAGGGCGGCUGGGACCAGUAUGACCACCAGAGCUUCCUCAAAGUGUGGACCAAGCACGGCGGGAGGCCGGCGCACAGGAAGGAGGCCCUGCUGCACCUGCCAGGCAAGACGGAAGAGGAGGUCAUACAGCACGAGGACUGGUACCAGACGCUGCUGCUCCUUGAGGAGAAGAAGAGGGAGGCAAUCCAGAGAUGGAAGACUGAGAGGCAGCAGAAGAAAGAGGUGGAGCUGAGACAGCAGGAGGAGAAAGAGGACAUGGCGAGGCAAGAGGAGGCCUGGCUGGUGGAGGCGCAGCAGCGGAGGGAGGAGGAGGAGCGGAGGGAGGCGGAGGCCCAGCUACAGGUCUGGAAGGCCCAGCGGAGGCUGCAGGUGGCACAGGAGAAGCAGAGGAGGCUCCAAGUGGAGGUGCUUGAGAGGAAGAGGGCCAAGGAGAAGCGGCGGCAGCAGCUGGAGGUGAAGCUGGUCGUGGAGGCCCGCGUCCGCGAGAGGAAGCAGCAGGAGCAGUUCCUCCUCCUCGAGAGGGAGCUCUUUGAACAGGAGGAGAUACGGGAGAGAGCCAGGUCCGCAGCCAGGCAGAUCAGACACUUCCAGGAAAGGGAUCUAUACAAGCUGGAGACAAAGCUACAGGAGAAGCAGACCAAGGAGGAGGAAGAGGAGGAGAAACAGAAGAGGCUGGCCAAGCUGAAGGAGAAAGUGAGUGUGGAAGUGCACCGAGACCCUACCAGAGUGUGGAAGCCCACCAAAGGAUGGGAGGAACGUACCAAACAGAUCGGACCAACGGGGGGAGGACCUGUAUUGCAGAUGUUUCACAGAGCCGUGCCAAGCUGGAGACAAGGAUUGUGACUGGGACUUCCAUUUUCAAGGGCAGCA